Gaeumannomyces tritici R3-111a-1 is the source of this 2049-nucleotide messenger RNA. RefSeq lists its product as hypothetical. Gene Ontology annotation, biological process: ribosomal large subunit biogenesis; protein import into nucleus. The coding region runs from base 1 to 2049 and encodes 682 amino acids. The record is from RefSeq and is a predicted model, not a curated record. The transcript is spliced from 3 exons. NCBI's taxonomy places the organism in Eukaryota, Fungi, Ascomycota, Sordariomycetes, Magnaporthales, Magnaporthaceae.
AUGACGGGCACCUCCACCUUCACUGUACCAGCACAACAACACCAACUCGCCAUCAUGGGAAAGUCGCGACGGAAUAGAGAGCGGUCGCAUCGCUCCGAUCCGGUGGCUAAGCUAAAGGGCCCGCCGGCGGACCCGGAGCUUGCAAAGCUGCGCGAGGUCAAGAUUCUUCCAGUCCUGAAGGACCUGAAAUCUGCGGACCCGAAGCUGCGUACCACUGCCGCCGGCGCGAUUGCAAACAUCAUCCAGGACCAGAAGUGUCGGAAGUUGCUUUUGCGGGAGCAGAUCGUCCAGACCGUUCUGACAGAGACCCUGACCGAUUCCAGCCUCGAGAGCCGUUCCGCGGGCUGGGAGGUCCUCAAGGUCAUUACCCUUGAGGAGGAGAGCGACUUUUGCGUGCACCUGUACAGGAUCGAUGUCCUGACUGCCAUAGAACAUGCCUGCAACACUACCACCGACGCCUUGACAUCCUCGGGCCCAGAGUUUGCAAAGUCACCCAAGGCUCAGCAGGGAUUCGUCUGGAACAUAGCUGGUGCUGUGGCUUCACUUCUGGAAAAUCUCGGCGAGGCCCAAGAUGAGAUUCUUCAGGCCAUCACCGCCAACAAGAAAAUCACCCGAUUCUUGUUCAACCUUGUGGCGCACGCGACCACGCCUACAGAGGUUCUCACGGGCGGGCUGACAACCAUGUUGACCCUGUCUGAGGACAACAGGUCCUUCUGUGAAGAUAUCCUGAACGACCAGGCGACGUCGUGCUACAAAAAGCUCAUGAAGCUUUCCGAGUCUGGUGGGCUCAAAGCGGCCCUGUCGUGCGGGAUUCUUCACAACGUUAUCACCUCGCUCGAGUGGCACGACCACUCACGCGGCUUGGAUUCCGCCUGCGAUGCAAUUCUCAUUCCUGCCCUUUCUCGUGAGCUCGCGUCGGCAAGUCUGGACGCGGAUGGCGCUCAGUGGGACGUCUUGCAGGUUGCCAUAGAGGUCUUGGCAUCUAUAGCCACGAGCCUGCAGACCACACUGGAGAAGGGGAAUAAGGCGGAUGCGGAAUGGAACGGAUUCGACGACGGUGAAGAUCAUGAAAUGGAGGGUGUUGUUGCCGAAGACGAGAAGAUGGACGAGGACGGCAUGGACGAAGGAGGCGACGAUGACGGCGGCGAUGGCGAGGAUGAUAGUGACGAGGACGAAAUGGACGAGGAUGAGCUCUUGGCUGAUAUGGCCAAGGUUACGGGCGUCGAUCACGAGCCAGAAGGCCCUUCGACACUGGACGACCUUCCUACCCUGAGCGCCCUCGUUGAGAAGGCAGUACCGUCGCUAAUCCGCCUAGCGUCGUCAUCACCACGAUGCGAAGAGGCGAGUGCGAUACAGGCCGUUGCCCUGUCAGCCCUGAACAACCUUGCCUGGACCAUCUCCUGUGUCGAGUUUGCCAACGACGGGAAUCAGGCCAUUUUCAAGCUCUGGCUCCCAGUCGGCUGCGCGAUAUGGGAAAAGGUUGUUGCGAGCAUCAUCUCCAACGACACAGCCGACGUUGAACUCGCCGCGCUUGUGACGAGCCUCGCAUGGGCGGUCUCGCGAAGCCUCGGUGGCAAGACACCACUUAAGGGCGACGAGCAUCGCAAGUUCAUCUCGCUCUACAAGGCGUCGCAGGGCAUGCCUAAGCCCGAAGAUGAGGGGCCCGAGGAUCCAUUCCAGGGCCUCGGGGUCAAAUGCGUGGGCGUGCUGGGGCACCUAGCCAGGGAGCCCUGUCCGCUGCCUACGAACCGCGACAUCGGCAUCUUCCUCGUCACCGUCAUCACGUCGGCAUCCGAAGCGCUGGCUGCAGACGUUGUAGAGGCGCUUAACCAGCUCUUUGACAUCUACGGGGACGAGACGCUCGGAUGCGAGGGCGUGUUCCGGAAGGACAAGUUCCUAGAGCAUCUGGAAGGGGCUGUUCCCAAGGUGAAGGCCAUGGUCAAAUCGAUCGACAAGAGGGGGCAGCCGGAGCUGAGGUUGAGGGCCGAGGAGGCUGCCACGAAUCUGUCGCGAUUCAUCACUUACAAACGUAAGCACCAGCCAAACUAG